Messenger RNA from Paramormyrops kingsleyae, 4734 nucleotides. RefSeq names its product pro-interleukin-16-like. NCBI's taxonomy places the organism in Eukaryota, Metazoa, Chordata, Actinopteri, Osteoglossiformes, Mormyridae. The record is from RefSeq and is a predicted model, not a curated record. Gene Ontology annotation, biological process: induction of positive chemotaxis; leukocyte chemotaxis. Gene Ontology annotation, molecular function: CD4 receptor binding; cytokine activity.
CUAGAAAAGCUCACUGAGACCCCUAAUGUCCGUUCUGUACCUAAAAUCCUCGUUCAGAGAAUGCCGAAGAUGACAGGGACUGGGAGAGUCCCCCCGGAGCCCCUCGCGGCGGCGUCACACAGAAAGGAUGGUCAACACUGAGUGUCCCAUUUCACAAGCCGGGCAGGUCGGUUCGGAACCACCCACCAUGGAAAUGCGGAGGUGCGACAGGCGGCAGGGGAAAGCGAACGGCAUGACAGCCCGGGGUGUAGAGCUGAGGGGAAGCCAGAGAUCGAAGAAGCUGGCCCUCAUAUCCAGGUCUCUGAUCCUGUGUAAGACCGUGCCCAGCGAUGACGGCUCCAACCAGGAUGAAAAGCCUGCCGGCCACUGGACGUCCCCCGAGGAAAACCUUUCCUGUACAGAAGAGGUGGCCCAUACGGAAUUCCCUCAGCGGCACGGGGCCCCAGGGCAGCAAAAGGGCAGCCUAAGGAGGAGGUUUUCCAUAAAGGUGAUACAGGAGAGCAGCUUCUGGAAAAUGUGCAUGGCAGCUGGAGGAGAUCGUUCAGAAGGCAUGGUCCACUCCAAGGACACAAGGUCACCUGCUUGCCAAAGGAGCAGCGGUGGAGCUGCACGCAGCAGACAGCCUGCCGAUGGCUUUUCGGAAGACAAACCCCUGGCAUGCUCAAGCUCACGGACUACACCUCAGGAGACCUUCGGUGAGCUGGUCUCUGUGCUGACGUCUGUCUUCAAGAAACCAAGUGUUGAUGUGAAUAGUCAGAAUGGAGCACACUGGAAAGUGCCAGAAGAGCGUGCUGAGAACUCUUCUUCCUGCAAAAGGACUAGAUCCAGUCCCACUGAACAUCCAGAUUAUCUGUUGCUGUCAGAUAUCGAGUCCUACUGUGCUGAAGACUUUCAUAGCCAUAUCGUGAUGAGACCAGAGGUCUACUGCCUUCAUAACCAUGGCAAUACUGGCUUCUACGGAAACAGGAAGUGUCUCUCUCAGCAGCUGGACCUUCCCAGAGGAAUACAGCAGCAGGACAGCCCCAGACCACUGCGCUCCCUAAGCUCAGCCCUCCUGCCCCACUGCAGCAGCAGCAUGCAGGCCUAUGUGAUCUGCAGCAUUGUCCUGAUGAAGGGUCAGGGGAAGGGACUGGGCUUCAGCAUCGUAGGUGGAAGAGACAGUCGCAAUGGACCAAUGGGAAUCUAUGUUAAGACCAUCUACGCUGGAGGAGCUGCAGCCUCCGACGGUCGGCUACAGGAAGGAGACGAGAUCCUGGAACUGAAUGGAGAGUCCCUGCAUGGCCUGACUCACGAAGGUGCCUUGAAGCAGUUCAAACAAAUAAAAAAGGGCCUGCUGACCCUUGUGGUACGGACCAGCCUGCGCCAGGGGGCGCUGCUGAGCCGAGCCCAGGCCUCCAAGCUGUGUCGCUCCCGUUCUCUCAGCUCUGGCACCAGCAUUAGCAGGGGGAGUGUGGACCUGGGCGACUACGGGUUCUCUGCCGACCAAGCCAGCCCGACCAAGCCCAAGGACCGUGUCAUGAUCGAGAUCACUCUGCAGAGAGAGGCCGGAGUGGGCCUAGGCAUCGGCCUUUGCUGCGUGCCUUCUCAUGAGGGCUGCCCUGCCAUCUACAUCCACACCCUGUCCCCAGGCUCGGUGGCCCACAUGGAUGGCCGGCUCAGGUUUGGUGAUGAGGUCACUGAGAUCAACGAUACCGUGGUCCACAACCUGACGCUGAAUGAAGUCUACAGUGUCCUGAGUCAGUGCAACCCAGGACCUGUACAGAUCAUUAUCAGUCGUCACCCGGACCCAAACGUCUCUGAGCAGCAGCUAAAUGAGGCUAUAACUCAAGCCAUAGAGAGCAGCGAACUGAAGAAAGACAGCAGCCCAUGGAGCAUGGAAGGCCUGAGAAGGUUGGAUUCGUCCUUCCAGAGGAAGCAGAUGUGUGAGCGCUGCGAGGAGAGGACUUUCUGCCAGCUAAACUCACGGACCCAGCGGGUCAUGACCCGCUCCAGCAGUGACAGCGCUUACAACCACUGCUUCCACAAUGACAGCGUGCAUGAGCAUCAUUCAUACUGCACCCACAACAACCACCCCUGCACUGACAGCAUGUCCAAUGAUAAGACAUGUAGCGACAGCACCAGUGACCACUGCUGUGCCAGGGAGACUACCCAGUCUGCCUGUGACGGGACCUACAACCACUGCUGCAACAGCCACAUCCUCAGCCAGCGUUCCUUCAGCGACAGCUCUUACAACCAUGCCUACAGUGACAUGAAGACCAACAGCCACCAAAGCUUUAAAAGCCACACUUACAGCCAGCAAUCCUUCAAAGAUGAAUCCGGAAGCUAUGAACCUUUUGGCGACAGCGGCUACAACCACAUCAACGUCAACCGGGGAGCUGAAGGAGCCAUAAACAUCUGCAAACGUCAGCAACUCAGCACCCAAGCGCAGAGAGAGCCUGAACACAAGGCGCAUGAAGCUGAGGGAGACUGUGCAGAUGAUGACUUUAAUACUCGGCUCAGGCACAACAGACUAAAAGAGAAGCCUAGUGACAACUGUGUGAGUGAGACUGGAGAGUGCAGAGACAUGGUUCCCGCUAAGGCAGGAAGCAGGCCUGCUACUCACUCUAUCCAGCAGGAAGCAGAAGGCAGGCAUUCCUGCAUGGCGCACAUAUGCCUUCCAACAGCACCUUCAAAGCAACUUUUAAACCAAGGGGACAUUACACCAGGCGCUGAAGCUCCCAGCCUCGUCUGCUGCCAGGACAGGAGGUCAGCCCUGACGAGGCAGGUUCGCGUAGCGCUGGUCCUGGAGCAGGACAAUCUGUGUGACGGCCCUGAUGGUCAGGGAGGCUCUGCUGGCUCGGGUGCAGAAUGUGGGCAUGCUUCCACUGAGGCCCCAUGUUGUGCUCCUUUACCCUCUGACCCCAACCCGGCCGUGGGCAUUCACUCCACCGCUGUCAACGCCCUCCACAAAAUGCCUGAGGAGUUUCCUAAUGGAAAGAAAGGCCCACCAGUGCCACCAAAGCCAGUCUGGAUUCCUCAGAGCCCUUGGGGUAGUCAGAGCAGGAGGACGCAACGCUCUCCCCCAGAUUUUGCCAAGAACGUUACAUCAUGCACACGAGAUACAUCAACAGCUCGAAAUCUGUUUAUAAGACAGAAAGGCCAUGGUGUUACAGAUCCAGCUGAGAUUCCCAGGAGGGAGCUGCGGCCUUCCACAUCACUACCACUAAAGGACAAACCCCCCCGGGCAGGCCACAGCACAUGUAAUAAGGCGAGCCUGAACCGGGUCCUCUCCUUCAGCCAGCAGGUGGCGCACUCCCUACUCAACUCACUGCAGGCUGGGCCGGUGGAGCCCAAUGCGUGCUUCAGGCAUCGCCACGCGCCCCCUACAGGGACUCCUUUGUCUAAGGCUGAAGUGACCCUCCAGAUUAGCAACAUACAGGGAUUCUCUGUGAGCCUGGCAGACCUUAGGGAUGAACUCGGCAGGGCAGGAGACCUCCAGGGAACUGGGCUACAGAAUCCCAGCCGAGCCCAAAGUGCCAUCUUAGCACUUCUGAGCCACGGGAGGGAGAGAAUGACCCGAGAAGCCAAGCGUUCCCUAGACAGAGAAACCUGCAAGCUGUUUGAAGACAUUCACAUUAUUGUUCUACCCAAAGAGGAUGGAACUGAUCUGGGCCCAGCUAGGGGGACAAAGCACAAGAACAGAGCAACCGCUGUUAGGCUCCAAACUCACCACCACCCUCUGCUGAACAAGCGCUUACAUGUGACCAUAGAGAGGGGGGAUGAGGUGCUGUCCAUUAAUGGCCAGUGGCUGAGAGGCUCAGCACAUGGGGACCCCACCGCCAGCCUACAGGAGGUCAGGGAGUCUGCCCCAGCCGUCGUGGUCGUGGUGCGUAAGCAGCGGGCAGCAGGAGGAACGACCCGUGGCUCUGCUGACCUCACGGAGUGCCUCACCUCAGACUCUCCUGCCACAGAUCUGGAGAACAGCAGAGGCAAAGGAUCCCUGCAUGGACAAGGGGGGAACAGGUCCUGUGAAGAGCAGAACAGAUCGAGAUCGUCUCUGGACCUGAGCUGCUGAGGCUGCGGAACUCGGGCCGCACACAUGAGACCAAAUGGGCCUUGGAAACGCCACCGUUAAGAUGAAGAAUGUAACAGCUGCACGCGAUGAGGAAGCCACCUCUGGAUCGACAACACAGCCCGUGCUGUACAGAGCAGGAGAACCGUUACCAUGGAAGUCGAGCCUGCAUCCAACAGCAGACCAGAGGAACAGCUCAGGAACGUCAGUCAUGAACUUAAGUGGGGAUACCUGAGCUCGUCAGUAGAAAAUAACAGCCGUCUGUUCUGGGUUUAUGCUGUUUUCACAAUGUACUGCAAAAAAAUGCAUUUAACCAAAGAUAGUGAGAAAACAGUCAGAACAAAUGCCUCAGUGAAACAAAGUUUAAGAUGACUGUCAGGAAACGUACAGGUUUUUCCAUACAGAGUGAAAGAUGAGAUGUAUUGUGGGAAAAGGCAGCUUUCAAGUACCAUGGAGCUCUACCACCUUGAAGUAAUGUCACCAUCGCACCCACCCGCGAUCUCAGCGGCCAUCCUCUGCACAUCGAUUCCCACGUAGCGUUAUACAGGAGAAGGCCGGAUAUCAGUUAUUUAAAAACCAAGUAUGGUCUUUGUUUAGCAUAAACAAAAUGUGCAAUUUUCCAUAUUUCACAAAUGUUGUGUGAGGUAUAAGCGCAUGUUAUUAAAAAUCUGGGUUUGCGACUA